This is a messenger RNA of Panicum hallii, 3436 nucleotides long. Its product is annotated as receptor kinase-like protein Xa21. Bases 25 to 3135 code for a protein of 1036 amino acids. Gene Ontology annotation, molecular function: ATP binding; protein kinase activity; protein binding. The transcript has 2 exons. Lineage: Eukaryota; Viridiplantae; Streptophyta; Magnoliopsida; Poales; Poaceae. The record is from RefSeq and is a predicted model, not a curated record. Gene Ontology annotation, biological process: hormone-mediated signaling pathway; protein phosphorylation. Gene Ontology annotation, cellular component: plasma membrane.
ACCAAGCUCAGAAACAACUCGGCCAUGGCAAUGGGGGUCUUGAGCUUGCUGCCGUCACUCAUGGCCGUCCUGAUGAUCCCCAUGGUGAGCGGCAGCGAUGAGGCCGCGCUGCUGGCUUUCAAAGCACAGAUCAUCGACGGCGGCUCUGGAACGCUGGCCUCAUGGAACAGCAGCUCCAGCUUCUGCAGCUGGGAGGGCGUGACCUGCAGCCGCCGCCGGCCAACACGGGUGGUGGUGGCGUUGAACUUGUACAGCUGCGGGCUAAGCGGAGUGCUCUCCCCAGCUAUUGGCAAUCUGACUUUCCUGCAGACGCUCAACCUGAGCUCCAAUGGGCUGUACGGCGAGAUCCCGGCAAGCCUCGGUCGCCUCCGGCGUCUCCAGACACUUGUCCUGAGCGACAACUCAUUAUCCGGCAAGUUCCCUGCCAAUCUCAGCUCCUGCAUCAGCAUGACCGUCAUGGUGCUACACGACAACAAGCUUGGCGGUCGUAUUCCGGCCGAGCUCGGAGAGAGGAUGACGUCCCUGGAAGCAAUCUCCUUGAGCAACAACAGCCUCACAGGACCCAUCCCGGCAUCACUGACCAAUCUGUCUCGUCUAGAGUACCUCAGUCUGGCCAGCAACCAGCUCCACGGCUCAAUACCACCAGGGCUCGGCAGCAUCCAGAGCAUGUUAUUCCUCGAUCUCUAUGCAAACAACCUCUCCGGUGAGAUUCCACUCUCCAUAUACAACUUGUCUUCGCUGAUCAGCUUUCAGGUAGGGGGCAAUCAGCUGCAUGGAAGCAUUCCUGCUGAUAUUGGCAACAAAUUUCCCGGCAUGCAAACCCUUAACCUGAACAACAACCACUUCACCGGCAUAAUCCCUUCUUCAGUAUCCAAUCUCUCCGAUAUCAAAACACUUCUUCUCGAUGGAAAUAGAUUGAGCGGUUAUGUGCCUGCCACUUUGGGGAGGUUGCAAGCUCUGCAGCUGUUGUACCUUAGUGUAAACAUGCUUGAAGCAAAUGACAAGGUGGGAUGGGAAUUCAUCAGUUCUUUGGUGAACUGCAGCCAGCUGCAGCAUUUAGUACUCAGCCACAACUCCUUCAGAGGACACCUGCCAGGUUCAAUUGCAAACCUUUCAAGUACUCUCCAGAAGUUAUACUUGAAUGACAAUAAGAUCUCUGGGAGUAUCCCUGCAGAAAUUGGGAAUCUUGUCGGCCUCAACUCACUGGUAAUACUGAAUACUUCAAUGUCAGGAGUGAUUCCAGAGAGCAUAGUGAAACUAGAAAACUUGGUUGAACUUGCCCUCUAUAGUAGUGGCUUGUCAGGCCUCAUACCACCAUCUAUUGGAAAUCUCACAAAGCUAACCAGUUUCCUUGCAUAUGACAACAACCUGGAAGGACCAAUCCCAGAAAGUCUUGGAAACCUGAAGAAUCUAUAUACUCUUGAUCUGUCGAAAAAUUACUACCUAAAUGGUUCAAUACCCAAGGAAAUUUUGAAGCUUCCUUCGCUUUCAUAUUACUUAGAUUUAUCAUACAAUUCUCUUUCAGGACCCCUUCCAUCAGAAGUUGGUAUCAUGACCAACCUCAACCAAUUGAUCCUGUCAGGUAACCAGUUGUCUGGCCAAAUACCUCACAGCAUCGGAAAUUGCAUCGUUUUUGAAAAACUGUUACUGGAUAAGAACUCGUUUGAAGGAAGCAUACCUCAAUCUCUGAGAAACAUUAAAGGACUUAUUGUAUUGAAUCUGACCAUGAACAAUUUGUCUGGUGGGAUCCCUGAUGCCAUCGGUAACAUUGGAGCUCUGCAACAGCUGUACCUAGCACACAACAACUUGUCAGGGCCAAUCCCAGAAAUUCUACAGAAUUUGACAUCACUGUCUAUAUUGGAUAUAUCUUUCAAUAACCUGCAAGGCAAGGUGCCAGAUGGAGGUGCAUUCAGAAACCUAUCUUACAAAUCAGUCGCUGGGAAUACUGAGUUGUGCAGUGGAGCACCUCAACUUCACUUGGCACCUUGCUCCACAAGACCUACAAGAAAGGGCAGAAAAAAGAAGUUUAAGUCCCUUAUAAUUUCUCUGACAACAACUGUAACUGUCUCAUUGUCAGUUUCAAUUAUUCUUCUUGUUUGGAUGCUCCGCAAAAAGCUCAAACAAAAGCAGAAAGAAAGAGCACAAUCUCCAAUUGCUGGUGAGAAAUUUGAACGAAUUCCAUACCUUGCAUUAUCCAAAGGAACCGAUGGGUUUUCAGAAUCAAACUUGCUAGGAAGUGGAAGAUAUGGUACUGUUUAUAAGUGUGUUCUUGACAAUGAGGAUAAACCCUUGGCUGUCAAGGUCUUCAACAUUUGUCAGUCUGGAUCUUCCAAGAGUUUCGAGGUGGAAUGUGAGGCCAUGAGAAGGAUACGACACCGUCGUCUCAUAAAGAUCAUUACUUGUUGCUCGAGCAUUGAUUUGCAAGGUCAAGAGUUCAAGGCAUUGGUUUUCGAGUUUAUGCCUAAUGGUAGCCUAGAUGUUUGGCUUCAUCCAAAAAUUCAUAAAUCCAGUACAAGUAACACACUCAACCUUGACCAGAGGCUUGAUAUCGCUGCUGAUAUCAUUGCUGCAGUAGAAUAUCUUCACAAUAGCUGUCAACCACCAGUAAUCCAUUGCGAUCUUAAGCCAAGCAACAUCCUUCUUGCUGAAGACAUGAGUGCCCGAGUUGGAGACUUUGGCAUAUCAAAAUUUCUACCAGAAAAUGCAAGCAAGAGGAUGCAAAACUCAUAUAGCACAACCGGAAUAAGAGGUUCCAUUGGCUAUGUUGCUCCAGAGUAUGGUGAGGGAUCCGCAAUCACGUCGUCUGGUGAUAUCUAUAGUCUUGGCAUAUUGCUGCUUGAGAUUUUUACUGGAAGGAGCCCCACAGAUGACAUGUUCAGAGAUUCACUAGGUCUGCAUAAGUUUAUCGAGGAUGCUCUUCCUGAUAAAGCCUUGGAGAUGGUGGACUCAACAAUCUGGCUGCACGAAGAACCAAAGGAUAACAUUACAAGAAGUAGAGUCCAAGAGUGCUUGAUUUCUGUCUUCAGGCUGGGCCUGUCCUGCUCGAAGCAACAGCCUCGAGAGCGACCAUCAAUAAGAGAUGUAGCAUUAGAGAUGCAUGCAAUCCGAGAUGCAUUCCUAAUGUUUGGCAGUUAACUUCCAGGGAAAUAUGAGACAGAAAGAGCAUCCUCCAAUAAUCAGACAUCCAGAGUGGCUCUGACCAAGAAGCUCGUUGAAAUGAUCCUGAUAUUGAAAAAAAAAUCCAAAUUGCUGUUUCAGUUAAAAAGUUUUCCCUGAGCUAUACAUAUUUCUUUGUGUAAUGGUGCCGAUUAUUGGUGUAAACCUUGUAGCCUGGCUAUUCUUUUUUGAGUGAAUUCUACUAUGGCAAAAUAGGCAUUUUGGUCCCUUAACUUUGAUCUGAGGGUCAAGUUCAUCCCUCAACUUUUAGAUUGGCCAA